AUGACAUUGAAAAUCAAUAGCUGGGAUGCUUUCAAGUACCACUGGCGCGUCUGGGACUUGAGCGGCUUUCGUGGGCCGCAGAGACAAUCUGUUUGGUAUAUUCCGUAUAAGUUGUACACAAUUGCGAUAACACUAUUGUUUCCGAUCUACUACCCUAUAUGCUUUACGGUGGAAAGUUUCUUAGCAGAUAACCUGAACGACUUCUGCGAAGUGAUCUAUAUCGCCAUGGCCGACAUGACACUUAACAUCAAGUUCCUCACACUAUUUUGUGUACGUCGGCAAUUGUUGGAGCUGAGACCGAUACUUAAGCGCCUGGACGCACGUGCGAAAACCGAAGAAGAAAUGAAUGUUCUACAGGAGGGCAUUGAUUCAGCCAAGAAAUGUUUUCUAAUCAUUUUACGACUAUUUUAUAGCGCUUUCGUCACCAGUCAAUUAAUGGUUAUUUUCUCAGCGGAGGCACGUCUCAUGUACCCAGCAUGGUAUCCUUUCGAUUAUCAGGCAUCACGAAGAAAGUUUUGGAUUGCGUAUGGUUAUCAAACCAUUGGGUUUUUAGUGCAAUGCACACAAGCCUGCUCGGUAGACACUUAUCCGCAAGCCUAUAUGCGUGUCCUUACCGCCCACAUUCGGGCGCUAUCGCUACGUAUCGAACGAAUCGGUCGUCAAAAUUUCAGCGGCGCUUCUUCAGAGCUUACGUGCUCAAAGGAGGAUGAAAUGAAUCGGAAUUAUGAUGAGCUUGUGUCAUGCAUCAAGGAUCACAAAACGAUUAUAGAGUUAUUUUCAACCAUACAAAAGCCCAUCUCUGGCACAUCUAUGGCUCAGUUUGUUUGUACUGGCGUGGCCCAGUGCACCAUAGGGGUUUAUAUGCUGUAUGUGGGCUUUAACAUUUCCAUUAUGUUGAAUAUGGCGGUCUUCUUCGUGUCAGUCACAAUGGAAACUCUAAUUCUUUGCUAUUAUGGCGACCUAUUCUGUCAGGAGUGCGAGGAGCUAUCAAAGGCCAUUUACAAUUGCAAUUGGACAGUUCAGAGCAGUGAAUUUAAAAAGGUAUUGUGCUUCUUUCUUUUCCGCUCACAGCGCGUGAACGUCUUAAUGGCGGGCAAUUGGAUACCAGUAAGGCUGCCAACAUUUGUAAUGGUCGUGAAAUCUUCUUACUCCAUAUUCACUCUGCUAAGCAGUUUUAAAUAA
This is a messenger RNA of Bactrocera latifrons, 1182 nucleotides long. Its product is annotated as odorant receptor 2a-like. Gene Ontology annotation, biological process: sensory perception of smell; detection of chemical stimulus involved in sensory perception of smell. The record is from RefSeq and is a predicted model, not a curated record. Gene Ontology annotation, cellular component: plasma membrane. Gene Ontology annotation, molecular function: odorant binding; olfactory receptor activity. The transcript is spliced from 3 exons. Bases 1 to 1182 code for a protein of 393 amino acids. NCBI's taxonomy places the organism in Eukaryota, Metazoa, Arthropoda, Insecta, Diptera, Tephritidae.